Messenger RNA from Paramecium primaurelia, 1196 nucleotides. The record is from the annotation of a GenBank genome assembly. NCBI's taxonomy places the organism in Eukaryota, Ciliophora, Oligohymenophorea, Peniculida, Parameciidae.
AUGUUGUAAAAGUAUGUAAAAGAAUAAUACUUUGAAAAUUUGAGAAAGUUCAAAUAUAACGGAUAAAAUUUCUCUAUUUUAUACAAUUGGAUUCUUGGAGAUAUUGCCUAAUUUGUUGUAAGAUAUUAAGAUAUAUUAAUAGGUUGAUCAUUUACCUAAGACAGUUGCUCCAAAUUUAAUUACUAUUACUGGAUUUUGUACAUUAUUAUCUAGUUUUCUAUUGAGUUUAUACCUUAAUCCAAUGUUCGAUUAAGGUCUACCUUAAUGGGCUAGUUUUUACAUAGCUUUAACUAUUUUUAUAUACUAAACUUUAGAUAACGCAGAUGGUAAAUAAGCUAGAAGAAUUUAAUAAUCAACUGCCUUGGGAAUGCUAAUGGAUCAUGGAAGUGAUUGUACUGCAGCUUGGAUAACUGGAUAAUUGUAUCUAAGUGCAUUUAAGAUUGCUUUUACACCAUUUUCAAUGUUGGCUGCAAUAGGAGUUGGAUUUGGAGGUUUCUUUUUUGGAGUGUAUUGUUAAUAACAUACUGGAGUAUUUUAAUUAGGAGUAAUUAAUGGAGUAGAUGAAGGUCUUCCUGUUAUUCAAUUAUUCUUUUUGAUAACAGCUAUUAAAUCUUCAGAAUUUUGGUUAAAUGAAAUUGAAAUACUCAAUGGAAUCAAUUUAUAAUAUAAUACAAUAUUAUUAUUGAUAACUAUCAUUGCAUGCGUAAUAACUAUAGCAUAAUUUUGUUAUCCAGUGUUUAAGAAAAUGAAUUGGAAUAUCAUUACAAUCUUAAAUAGUUUACAUUUACCUAUUGCAGUUGUAUUCACAUUUAUUAAUUUAAUCUAUUUGUCACCAACAAAUGUUUUAUCUAAAUGGUUUCAUAUAUAUAUGCUCACUAUUGGAUUAUAAUGGUCUAAAAUUAUCAAUAUAUGGUAAUUAGCUAUCAUAACCAAAGAAGUAAUUUAAUAAAAUAUUAUUAUUAUAGAAUUUCAAUCAAUUUUCAUUCACUUGGUUAAUUACUCUAGGGGCUAUCAUAUUAAAUUUGUAUUCUCAUUAUUUUACAUCUGAUGGGUUUUGUUAUUUUGAUGAAGUAGAAUUGAUUUUCUGCUUAUUAGUCUUUUCACUUCUAUCUUAUUUACAUUGUAUCUUGAGUAUAGUAACACAAUUAUGUGAGAUUUUGGACAUACAUGCUUUUAGUAUCAAACAUAAAUUAUGA